Polistes dominula (European paper wasp) is the source of this 1691-nucleotide messenger RNA. RefSeq names its product Factor interacting with poly(A) polymerase 1 (gene Fip1). Lineage: Eukaryota; Metazoa; Arthropoda; Insecta; Hymenoptera; Vespidae. Gene Ontology annotation, cellular component: mRNA cleavage and polyadenylation specificity factor complex. The record is from RefSeq and is a predicted model, not a curated record.
CACAAUUAGACAUAGAAAAGUGAGAAAAAAUGGCGGACGAAAACGAGGAUCAAUGGUUAUACGGAGAUUCGGCGGACGUGAAAGAUUUAUCACCGGCAAAUGUUUUAAUUGAGAAUCAACAAAAUGAUUCGUUAUCUAUUAAUACGCAGGAAGCAUCAGAAAUUUUGGAAGAGAAGAAAAAUGAUAACGUUUCAGAAAGAUUACCUGAGCUGUCAGAAAAUGCAGGCUCACUUACAGAAGAGAAUUCGGUAAAUAAUAUCCAAGAUGAAAAUGAUUCUGAUGCUAAUAAAAAUGAUACAAGAGAGGCUUCUAUUAAAGAAGACGGAGAAGCCGCGAGUGAUUCAGAUUCUGAUGACGAUGUCCAUGUGGUCAUCGGUGACAUCAAAUCGACACCAGCAUAUGGUAGUUUAAAUAUUAAAAGAGGCGGCCUACUUACGAAUGCAUCAGGUGUACCCGAUAAAUUGAAUAAACAAUCUGGCAAAUUUAGUAUAGACGAAUUUGAAACUAUCGGUGUUAUCAAUGGAAUGCCAGCGCAUGAAUUUAAUUUGGAUCAAUUGGAGGAUAAACCAUGGAGACAACCUGGUGCAGAUAUAACAGAUUAUUUCAAUUAUGGAUUCAACGAAGAAACUUGGCGUGCUUAUUGCGAAAGACAGAAAAAAAUGAGAAGCGAGUCUGGAGUAGGAUUGAUAUUAAAUGCUGGCGGAGGUGGAAGUAAUCCAAGCAGUAUGCGAGUACCACAAGUAGCAAUUAAUAACGAUAAUAGUAAAUAUUCUGGUAUCAUGGGACCAAAACGAGCAGGUCCACCUCCGGGAAGAAAAAUGGCUGGUACGAUAGAUGUCAUAGGAAGUUCUGGCUUAGCAUCUAGAAGGAAUCUUGACAAAUCACCGCCUAAAGGAAAUGUGAUACAAGUGAUGACAGCGGAUAGGAGAGAAUAUUCAAGGAAACCAGGUUUUCCAGAUAUGAGCGUACCACCACCAGGAGCAGGAUUACCUCCACCUUUCGAAAUGCCACCUCCUGGAUAUUCCGGAGAGCCAGCUCCAUUCUACAUGCCUGAAACUGAUCCAUAUUAUCAAAGUUAUGAACCUACUCAGGAUAGUCAAUGGGGUAAUGACCCAACUUGGCAACCAACAAAUUUAGCCAUUCCAAUGACGGAAGGAGAAGAAGACAAAGAUAUGGGCCCUAAAACGAUACCCACAAUGGUACCACCUAUAUCUAUGCCACCGUUAUUGCCACCUAGAGAUCAACGGGACAUUCGAGGGGAUCGUGAGAGAGACAGAGACCGAGAUAGGGAACGUGAAAGGGAUAUGGACUCGAUGGGUAGGGAAAGAGAAAGGGAUAAAGAAAGAGAACGUGAUCGUGAAAGAGAAAAAGAUUCCAUGAUCAGAGAUCGUGAUCGAGAAAGAGACUCUGUGGCACGAGACGAAGAAAGAGAUCGUGAUAGAUCACGAUCACAGUAUCGACAUAAAGAGAGGCAUAGGCAUCGUUCAAGGUCGCGAUCUCGUAGACACAAAUCGCGAUCACGAAGUCCGAGUAGACGUAAGAAGAAAUCAAGACGCUCCGACAGGGAACGUUCUAAAGAAGAAAGCGAAUGAGAGUAUAGAAAUGUAAACGUGCGUUUAUGUAUGCGUAUAUAUGUAUAUAUAUGCACGAGUAUGUAUGUAUAUAAAAUAUCGUUAUUACCAAUUAAAAUA